CACUUUCCCUACAGUAGUGACGUCACGGCAACGACAUAACCUCUGAACGCCGCCUCAGUGAAGAAAAAGGAGUGAAAGAAGCAAAACAGGAAGGAAUUUAGAUAACCGAACAACAAGCGCAUCUGCCGUGCAUGAGUCCGUGGGGAAACGAAAAAUGUUCGGUUCCAAAUUGCGAUCAUGGAUGGAAAAUCAUAUUGUGCGACCGAGAAAAAAGGGAAACAAAAAUAAAACCGGAAACAGUGGCAAUAACUACGGUGUCCUGACGGCACAAAAUGGCUACAAGAGUGGAACAUUCACGGGCGAUUCGACCAUCGGUAGUCCUGCAAGACGCAGCGAGGUCUCACCAAUUCAGAAUCAUACAACCAGCCGGCGCGGUUGGCAUUCGCCGAACCAGGACAAUGUGCCGAUUUCACCGAAAUCCGAUCACUUCCCCAUCCAGCACCGGAUCGCCAACAGUGGCCAGCAGCCGAACGGUGGAGGCGCCCAGUACUGGAUGAGCACGUGCGCGAACGGAGCAACGCAGUCGUCGAACAGCCAGCAGCAGCACCACGCGUUUUCGUCGCCCAAAAGCAUCUCGCGCAACGGAUCGUCGUACACGCUCGAGUCUGGCCGUCCGCCCGCCAACGUGUACUACUCCAAGAGCGUCGACUCGUUCGCCGACGGUGGGCCAAUGCCCUACGGCAUGCCGGACUUUGACUUCCACUCCGCCAGCACCGGCCCCUCGAGCGUCAUGACCGGCGCGAGCUCCACCGUCGGCCACCAGAGCCACGGCCACCUGGCGGUGAACGGCACCGGCCACGGCAACUACUCGCCCGCGACCAGCUCCAGCAACGAGCUGCUCGAGGACCUGCACUCGCUCGACGCCAGCCACCAUCGCAUCAAGCGCCUCCAUCCGGCCACGGCCCGCAUCAGCUCGUCCUCGUCGUCAUCCGUCGCCUCGGGCAACCAUUCCAACCAACACCACCAUCAAUAUCAUCAUGGCAACAAUAACUUCGCCGCCACCACCGCCGGCAAUAAUAACAAUAAUCACAUGCUCAACGGUGCGCUCGCCCACUAUCACCAACACCAACAACACCACCACCCAAAGCCGCCCUCGAAUGGGGAAAGCAAACAUGGCAAAGUUUUGCACCAGCCACAAUAUGGCGGAGGUCCGUACUACGACCAACAUCAUCAACAACAGCAGCAGCAGCACAACCACCUGCAACACAAUGGCAUCAACAAUAACCCGGUGUACCCGAUACCACCCAACAGCCCACCGGUUCCAGCAGCGGUGACUUCCGUUAAUGGCUGCUCCGGUGCAGCUGGCGGAAGUAAACCGACCGCCUCGCCCCUCACCCCCCGUAAUCGCAUUAUCAAUGGCAAUAACAAUAACAAUAACAAUAACGUCCACUUUGACGUGGCGGGCAAGGGGGCCGGUGGCACCGGCACCGGAAGCUCGCUGACUUCCACCUUCGCCAGCAAGUUCCACAAACUGACGGGCGCCCGCUCCGACGGUGGCAGUAAAUUGAAUCAUGUAAAUAACAACAACACCAACAGCAGCAGCAGCAGCGGCAACUCUACGACCGCCCACCCCCCACCGCCACCGCCCGGCAACACCGCCAACGGACCCUCCUAUCAGCAUCCGCAUCAGCCAAACCAAAUCAAUAACGUCACGACACAUCUGCAUCCACCGGCCCCGGCACCCCCGGUGUCGUCCUCCCCGUCGCCACCGCAACCACCCACCGCCGCCGGGGCCGGUGCGCACCAUCUGCUGCACCAUCCAUCAGCGACGCACCAUCACCACCACCCGCACGGGACGGCGCACCCGAUGGGUCACACACUGUCGUCGCCGGAGAGUGCUUACUCGACCGGAUACUCCACCGACGGCACGUCGCCCGGUGGAUGUUCCUACACGCCCGAGUACUACAUCAACAUCCGCACGGGGACGCACUACUUCCCGAAGGGCACGACGCUGCCGGGAGCGCUGCACGGCCGGGCCGUCGAUCGCACCGGGACGGGACCGGCGGCGAACCACGGCGACGCCAAAUUCAAAUGUGCACUUAAUCGGAUCGAGGAAAAACAUGUGGAGUUCUGUGUCGACGCGGACAAGCACGUGUCUGCCCCACGAACGAACAAUGGGAUCCCGUCGGUGGCUUCAGCUUCCAGUGCAACGCCGGCGGCGGCGACGACGACGACCCACCUGUCAAGCUUUAAGCCGGCGGCCGGAGCGGGCGCGUUAUCGCAACCCCAGCAGCCAUCGUCAACGGCGGUCGCAACCUCCCAGCCGCCAAAUGCAGUCGCGAUGAGUCCCGUUAUGCAGAAGAAUCUCGGCAUGCAGCACUACCGGAGCAUUGAGUCACCAUCGCCUCGGCAGAGAUGUCGCAUUCGUACGAACCCGUGGUUAACAACGGCCGACGGAGUCCUCGCUAGCAAUUGCCUAAAGCGCACGGAGCAAGAUUCGGGAUCGACCUCGUCCGGCAUCAAAUCGAGCAGCGGAACGGACGACAAUAAGAACGACAACACGAAACCCAACGCUCUCUCCGACACGGACUCGAGCUCGUCGACGGAGAAGAUCGUUAAUAAGAAAAUACUCACCCCAAGGAGUCUGAAGAAAGCGUGUGACAUUGCGCGACUGGACAGCAAGUCAGCUCCGGUGACGAUCGGUUCGAACCAGGACAGCGAUGAGGACGCGACGCUCAACGAGAUGAUGGGCAAGUUCGACGAAAGCUACCACUACGAGAAGGAGACCGAUAUUCUAAGCUGCAGUGAUUCCGAUCCGACCGAUUGCCCAACGGACAUCGACACGGGCCAAGAUGCGGGCGACGAGUGCGAUACGGACGAUCUGCUCGAUCUGGACUUCAUCGAUACCGGUUCGGUGCAGGAGGUACCGGACAAGGAGAUCUACCGGCACACGGCCAGCUGCUCGAUCCACCAGUUCCCGGAGCGGAUACCUUCGUGCAAGCAGCGUUCGAUGCGCACCAAGCGAAGUAACGAAAACGGUGGAGGAUCAAGGCGUCGGAAGAAGCUGGUCCGUACGCGAAAGAAACCGGCGGAUGUUUCGACAAUGGGAGCGGGAUCAGGAGCGGACUCGUCGACGGUUGCUGGCGGUCGGGGUUGCCGAAGUCUGGGCGGAACACCCGUCUCCUUGCGGCGCAAUCAACCGGACUCCGAUCAGCGCACGCCGGCCAAAGGCUCGCCACUCACGAACCGCUGCAACUCGCUCACCUUCACCGAGGUCCACACGCUGCACAGUCGCAUUCUGGCGAUUUCCGAAAGCGAGAAGGCACUGCUGAAGGCGGACCUCGAAGCGGACGUGAAGUACAAGCAGUUGAUCCACGAGGCCGAAUCGAUCCUUUUCUCGAUGAAAAGCAACAGCUCGAUAUGCAUCAAGGAGCUGACGGGUGGACCGCCACCGCUGCCACCCCGAGAGCCCCAGCCCCAACCACCACCACUUCCUCCUCCCUCGAAGGACGCGACCACCAUCGCGAGUCCGCGGCGUGUCUGCAAUCCUCCCGCGAACAAACGCGUCGAGAUGCUGCGCAACUGCGAGGCCGACCUGAGGCGCGAGCUGGCGAAAACGUGCUCACAAAAGUGUCCCGAGCUGGCCGACCUGAACCCGGCCGAGGGCGUCAUCGUGAACAAGCGGUUGGAGGUGCUGCGCUACGAGACCUCCUGCUCCCUGUCGGCUCCCAACAGUCCGAAGAACACGCGAGUCCUACUCCCACGGAAGACACACGUGUCCAACUUCAUGUCCCACCACCAGUCCCGGCCCGGACGUGAUCCCUCGGCGCCGGAAUCCGCCGCUGCCGACCUCAAGCAAAGUGCCAACCGUGCGUCCCCUCCACCGCCACCGCCCCGACUGGUUUCCAAGUCGCCGACCAUCAUGCGGCGACGGUUCCGAAGCCAAAGCCCUCAUCUCAACAUCGAGUCCGACUCCGACUCCGACGACGUGAGUCGCAAUCUGGACUGCAAGAGCAACGGCAAGCAGCAUCGCAGCGGCGGUGGUGGUGGAAGCGGAAAUAAGGAAAACCUUGCCAAACACGCACAAGCGUCGUCGAUGCGCACACAACAAACUCCACCACCGCCUCCGCCACGCCGGGAAGUGGCUGGCAAGCAGAUGAACAACUUCCGGCACACCAUUCACGGCCCGUCGGCGCCAACCGUCAACGGGGAGGAUGCAAUCAAUGGGCACGAAGGAGGACCGCCCCAGCAUCUACCGUUGGCGUUGAACGGUCACGGAGGAAUGCACAAAUCACCGCUGAUAUCGUUCCGUUCGGUGGACAUCGGAUCGCCAGUCACCGACGACAGCUACUGUCCGCAAAGUGAACCCCUCAAGCGGAAGAUCUACACGUGCAGCUCCGCGUUCGAGAAAAUUCAACGCAGUCUCGAUCACGAUGCCGACGCCAAGCAGCAGCUCAUCAUGGAUACGCUGGCAGAAAUAAAGCGCAGUCUCGAAGACCAAAGCGUUGAACUGAACGAGCUGAACGAUUCUGACAACUGA
Anopheles coustani is the source of this 4480-nucleotide messenger RNA. RefSeq lists its product as uncharacterized. Bases 155 to 4480 code for a protein of 1441 amino acids. NCBI's taxonomy places the organism in Eukaryota, Metazoa, Arthropoda, Insecta, Diptera, Culicidae. The record is from RefSeq and is a predicted model, not a curated record. The transcript has 9 exons.